AUGAAACUUAUUGUGACAUGUCUUUUGGCCUUCGUGGCAUAUGCCUCAGCACACCCCCAUAGAUGUAAGUAUAUAUUACGGCACUGAAUAGAGUAUUUCGAGUUUUUAAAAACAGUGAUAUUAUGUUAUACAUCUUGAAUGAAUUAGAAAUGAUAUAUUUUUAGUCACAUGCACAUUUGGGUCAGUUUUCAUUUCGUUGAGUUUUUCAGAAAAUAAUUUGAUUUUGAUCAGUAUUAAUCCAAUCCGGAAAACUUUAGAAUUGGAUUUCUUGUUAUUACCAAAAGAAUCAUAUAGUAGAAAAGAGCAGAAAAUAAAAGAGGAGUUUUGCUUUAUAUAUAUGUUUUAAAGAGAGAAUCAAAUGUUGGAAAUUAAAUAUUAACGAUAUUCGAAUCAAUAGCUAAAUAACUGGUAGCUGUAUAUGAUUUCAAAUCAGAAGAAAAUAUAAUUCAAAGUGGUUUUAGCAAGACGACCACACAAAAUUGUACUUGUAAUAGACUUUCGUGCUCUAAAUUUGAUAUUUCCGACUGUGAUCAUCAAAACAUAGAGUUUUCAGACUAUGGUCGGUUUGACAACAAAGUCAAAGAACCGAACGAUUUGUAGAUAUAACCAAGUACUUGUUUCUUAACGAUACUUAAUAGGUAUUAAAUUGAAGGGGAUAUUAAUUUUUUUCGCUGGAAUAAUGUCGAAUUUAGAAAAGUUGCGUGUGAAGGAUAUUUUUAAGUUACCUAAAUUUGAUCCGUCAGAUAUUGUUUCUCAUUUGGCAGCUUAACCAGUUAUACUUAACGAAAGAAACAUUGUGAAUUAAUGUGGGAAAACAAAAAUACUAAAUCUCAAUGAAAGUAGUGUUGUACAUACAAGAAAACUAAUUUAGCUGUUCGUAUGUAAUUAAAUAUUAAUUACGCACAGUUUAUUGUUUUCUCAACUGGUAGCUGUUCUCAACAAUUGGAAAAGCAUUUACAAGGCUUCGACUCUUUGACCCACAAUUGUGGUUAACAAAAAUUAAUCUAAUAAAGCUUAGUUCAGAAGAUAAUCUUAAAUUUUCGAAAAAAAAGCUGAAUCGUUCAUCUUUCAAUGAAGAUAAUUGUUACUCAUUUUGUUCUAAAAUGAAACGAUGUAAACAAUCCAACCAGCAAGAAAAAGAACCGGUAAAUUUUACAAUUCUACAAGAACGACUUCAACAUUUCACGUUUGAAAUAUACGAUAAACUGAUAUAUUAUUUCCAACUAUUUAUUUAGGAGCGAUACCUCAUCAAUAUGUUUAAUUGUUUGACGGAUAAAUCUUUGGUGUACUAUUUUCAGUUUUCGCAAGAUAUUAAUCUUCCAUCAUGUUUUGUUGUUGAGUGCAACAAAAAUUGGUUCCAUGCACUUUAUAUAUACUGUUUUUCAAACUGAUUCAACCACUCUUUGCAUAACAAUUACUAUUUUGAUGAGAAAUUAUAGUUACUUGUUGUUGUGAUAACUUGAUCAAACAUUGACUAAAGAAAUUUUGUUUUCUCAUUUUAGAUAUGCGAGAAGCAAACCCAUGUCCUCCUGGAUGUCCUAGUUAUUGUGCGCCAUCUUGUGUAGUGUCAUGUUGUUCACCACCUCCGCCACCACCACCCCCACCCCCACCACCACUCCCACCACCACCACCCCCAGCUCUUCCAGGUCCACCAGGCCCAUCAGGUAACCAAGGUCCACCAGGUCCCGUUGGACCCGUUGGUCCCGUCGGAGAAGCCGGACCCUUAGGACCUCCAGGCCCAGUAGGUCCACCUGGCCCAGCUGGUGACCCUGCACCACCACCGCCUCCUCCUCCACCAUGCCCACCAGUCUGCGCACACACUUGUGUUAGCUCUUGCCCAGGAUGGUGUUGCCAUGGACGCAAAUAGGAAGCGACUAUAAACGUUAGAUGAUUAUGAAUAAAUGAACUCCCAGACUAUAACUUGUUUUGAAUAAAAAAAUCCUAUAUAUUGACAAACGAACGAAUGAACUUGAUGUUAAUUUUAUAAACAAAGAUUGUCAUUCAAUUUUCUGGAUAUAAAUAUAUAAUUUACUUGUGCAUUUUUUUGUGUUUGCUUAUGGUGAAAAAGUAGUUACUGCGGGGUUUAAAAUAUUAGUGUACCAAGUGUAUUAGUUGAUCAUUAAAUGUGUUUUACUGUCGAUACAUCUCUGUCCUUAAUUCUUCUGCUAUCUUUAUUUUCAUUUAUCCCUUGGUUCAUGCUGUAAAACGAUCAGGAAAAUAAAUAAUUUUACUUAGUUUACCUUCUGCAUGUAUUGUCUUGUUGAGUAUAGAAAAUAAUCUAUUGCAAUGAAACUAAAAGCUUUUCAUCCAGCCUUUAUCGCGUCGUUUUAGCAGUUUGUCAACCAUACUUUCAAUAAAGUAACAAAGGCAACUCACUCCGCAACUGAUCUCAAAUGUACUUAGCAACUGGAAUUUUAUCGGAAUUUCAUUAUAACCAUGAACCAUAAAUAAAAAAAUAAACACGUUAUUUACCGUUUCGGUCGUCCGUAAUAAAAACGUUUUUUUCAGUACGGACCUCGCAGCCGGUAAAUAACUCAUAUAUUACGUCGGCUUCAUUAUUCAAUAUCGCUUGUGAUCUAUUUAGUUUUAAAGCCAGUUUAAUUUUAAGAGUUUCUGUUAUGAUAUUGGCAUUAUCAAUCUUUGAAAGACAAUUGUUCACAUAUAGGUUUAUACACUGUCGCUGACAGCUUAAACCAUGAAAAACUGACCUCAAACGUGCAAACCAUGCUACCUCCUCCGCAGACCAUACAGCCCGUAAUGAGUAUGCCCGUUCGCAGAUUGAAAUUUGAGACGAAGGUCCGAAGGCUUGCGUAGCUGUAAGGCCUGCUGGAUAACAUGCCGAUUACUUGGCUUAUAGUGUCGAUUACUCGGUUGGAUCAAAUUUCUUCAAAAAUAUGGCACAUCGUCUGCCAAUCUUUAGCAAUCCCGUUUUGCGAGUAUUUUCUAAAUACAUCUUGGCAGUUAUGGCUGAUAAAAGCGACGAGGAGAUUCAAAUAAUGAGGGGUUUUACAAGCACAAGCGACAGGGAUAAUAGACGUUGUGAAUCUAUCAUUUGGCCAAAUGGGAUGUUUUGACUAUAUACACACGCAUUUAAAUAGUUACACUGUAUAAAAGGCAAAUAUAAAUGGAAUCAAUUUUGUGGAUAAGCGGCCGCAUGCCUGACAUACGAUGGGUUUUAUAAAAGCGCUGCGUGUUUGUAAUAUGCAAAUUAUAAACUGAUAUUUAUCUGCUUCUCUUUAUAAAUCAUUAUAUAUGCUUGUUUGUUUGUUCAGUGUUCGAGAAUGUUUUUAUGUAUAUUUUGCGGAUAGGAAAAGCGGUCUAUAUCAGAAGUAGUUAUAAAGACUUUAAUAAUAAUAUUGUUCUGGUAAAAUGAUAUAUUAAAUAUAAUUUGGUUUGUGGCUCCCGCCAUUUUGGAAAAUUAGUCCGCAGGCUUUUCCGUUCCGUCUCCUACCAAUUUUAUUUUUUUGAAAGGCCUGCGGAAAAGGUAGCAAACCGCGUAAAUGUUAAUCUGCGUGUCGUCAAAAAUGGAGUACCAAUUUCGCGCAGCCGGAUAAAGGAAAGCUGAGAGGAGAGGAAAGUUCAUUAACGAUUGCUAGUAUAUAGAGGACUAGCGCACACAUCUAAUAUAUAUAUAUAUGCGGCAUCCGCUGUUAUAAAUAGAAUCAGCGCGAUUUUAAAAAGAUAUUAAAAAACAGUGACGCAGAUAUCUUCAUUCUCUACUUUGAAUCUUCAAGUACAGCAUGCUGAUUAAUGGCCGAUUGCAGCUAUAGACUAAAUUUUGGUCUAGGCAUGGUUGUUAUAAGACCUGGUUAGGGAACCCGGCAAACUUCAAAGAAAUUACGCUAUAAACAAACAUGGAGGUUGAACAGUCAGUUUGACCCUGCAUAUGUUGGUUUUAAUCAAUGAGAAUUGACCAAACGAUGUAAUACAAACAUUCUCUAUCGCAAAAUGGUGGUAAUACUUCGUUAUUUGCAAAAUAUAUAUGCCGUAAGAUAUAGCCCUGGUAGGCAAAACAAAUACUUGGUACCCAUUCCCUUCGCCAAGCUUUCUGAACUGACUAUUAUAUUGUCAAACAAUAGAAAGACAAAGGAUUUUUCAACCGUGACCCUGCACAAGGUACACAAUCACCUAAAACAAAGGGCUUCCAAACCAUGUCAUAUAUAUUAAUUAUGGUCUAGGCAAGAAGAACAAAAUCCAUCAUCACAGCUGGAAAGAGCAUGUUACAAUUAGUAAAAUUCCUACAACGUUUGGUUGCGAAAUGUUGUAAAAUGAGGAAAGUAUAGCCCUACGAAAUUUGCAAAUUUUGUAUUAAUUUGUAUUACGCACGUGAAAAUGCACCACUUUCGGCCCAAAUGUAUUGCAUAAUUCCCGCCCGUAAUACAAAUUAAUACAAAAUUUGCAAAUUUCGCAUGGCUAUAUUUUCCGCAAUUUACUAAUAAUUUUAACAUGCUCUUUCUAUAGCUGUGGUGAUCAGGUGAUGGAUUUUGUUCUUGCCUAGAUCAAAAUUUAGUCUAUAGCUGGAAUUGCCUAUUGUCGGCUGGAAAUUGAUAAACUUAAAACAAUGUUUGGGAACGUUAAUUAUAUAGUCGUUUAGGAUUGCUGCACGCUUGCAUUUCUAAUAUAAUAUAUAAUGCUUUGUAUAAUAGAAAGCUCAAAUAAUAAUUAUACGAAAGAUCAGAUGCAGUCUGUGAAUUCCAUAAUUAAUCAUAACUCAAAAGAUGAAAAGAAAACGAUGAAAUUCCUAAUGUUUAAAUUUCCUUAAGUUUGUAACAAUUAAUAUUUCCUCGAUAUUUUCUCGGGUUUACCUGCUUUACAAUUCAUACUUUUAUAGUACAUGCAUAUAGCCUACACUAAUUCGACUAACCCAUUGACUAUAAACAUUUUGCGUUGUUAUAAUCGGUAAGGAUGGCCUUCAAUUAAACAAUGAGACUAAAACGUCCACGUAUAGGUAUACAAAUUUUUUGAUAUAGAUUUCUUGAAAGACCGAUUUACUCGUGUGUAUAGUAGCCUACGUUACAAAUUAAAGUGUUAUUAAUUAUUAGUUUUCUUCACAAGCUUUUUUUGCGGAUGUGUAGCAAAAAGAAAUGACAAAUUUCACUCCAUAUAUAUAUAUAUAUAUAUAUAUAUAUAUAUAUAUAUAUAUAUAUAUAUAUAUAUAUAUAUAUAUAUAUAUAUAUAUAUAUACUUAUGAGCAAGCAUGUGUAGCCGAAUCGCAUGGGGGAAUGCAUGGGGAGAGGUGUGAAGCAAGAAUAGGAAAGGAGCUAAGCUUAUGGACUACAGGAACAAAGAACAGGUCAUGCAUAUUCAUAUAGGUUAUAGGUUAAUUUGAUUAUUUAAUAUAAUUAACUGUUAGAAAUGGCUUAAACGCAACGAAUAUAGGCCUAAUUAUCGAUUUUGUGACAUAGAGCAGUAUUAAAUCCUUUUCCAAAUGACGUGAACACAUUGGUAUCGAAGGUACUAGACACUCGAACAGACUUGGCCUCGUAGCUCAGUUGGCAGAGCAUUGGACUAGUAUCCUAAAGGUCGCGGGUUCGAUUCCCACCGCGGUCAGGCUAACUUUUCAGCCUGCCCGGUGUGGAUAUAGAGUAACAUAAAAAAACAUUAUAUUCACCUGAGUACAUAACAUCAAAACACACACAAAAAAUAUCAUGACAAAAUUAAAUUGUGAGCAAUUUUUCAGGGACUUUAAUUUUAGCCCAAAAUAUUAUUGUCCCAUGACUCAAACAGUUUCAACUCUCCUUUUAUUUCAAUGUCCUUACUAACAACAUUACAUGGAACUGUAAAUAUACGAUUUAUUUUUCCUUAAUUCAUUCGGGGCUCUUCAGAUUGUUCUAUAUGUUUAAGUCGUUUUUUUGUUUCUUGUGGAAUGUUAUUAAUCACAAGUUAUCAAUAGUCAAUUAUAAAAGAAAUUGUUGUAGAAAUUAGUAAAAGUUCAAAAUUGAAAGCAGCUAUCCUCUGUAUAAGAUUUUGGCCCAAAAUAUAAUUAUCCCAUGACUCAAAGAUUUUCAACUGUCGUUUUAUUUUAAUUAAUGUCCUUACUGCAUAUUUUUACUUUCACAAGUUAUCAAUGGUCAAUUAUAAAAGAAAUUGUUGUAGAAAUUGGUAAAAGUUCAAAAUUGAAAGCAGUUAUCGUCUGUAUAGGAUUGAAUUUUUUUUUUAUUCUCAUUUUCGCCUUAUUUAAUGUAUACGACAAAAUUAGAUCAUAUCCAUUCAUUUCAACUUUUGUUUAACAAUUUUAGUUUAUAUGAAAAUAAUUAUUUUCUUUGUUCAAAGUGACAACAAUCUCUUUGUGCUCCUAAAAACUGACAAGUCUUUAUUGUUGGUUCUUUGUAUAGCUAGCUAGAAAGGACCAGUGGAACUUUUUGGUUUUAUAUUCUUGACUCGUGAGCCGUGAAAUAAAAACAAUAAUACCCUUGUUAGCUGCGCUAUGUCUCAGUUUUUGCAAACCGCGCAUUUUAAUAAUAAAUACAUCGUUUGCUUAUUCAAUUCACUUGCGCUUUUGUUAUUUGAUUUACAUUCUGUCGUUGUGUGCCAAGGUAAGGAUCGCUAUUUUUUUACUUGAAGAAGAUAAUAUCAUUUAUGUAUUUUAAUUAAAGGUAAUGGAAAUAAAAACAGCUGGAAUAGAACAACACUCAUUAAAAGUCUUUAGCAAUUGUUGGAACAUAAAUUAUAGUGGUAGAUUUCAUUGCCAUUGAUUAAAAAAUAGUUGUAAAGUCAGUAUAGCUGCAUUUCAACGUAUGGCUGCUUGGAAAGUAAUAUAGUCAACAGAAAUAAAGCUAUUACCGAGAGAAGAGUGCCAAUUUUUCCAGUAAAUUGAACAACAUAAAGGGAAUCAUAAAUCGUUUUAGGCCAAUAAUUUUUUUCAUUUUAACAAUUUUCAGUCUUCUAUUUGAUAUUUUACGAUUGUGUUAGGAUGGACAAAAUUUCUAUACGAGUAUGAAUAUUCAUCUUCUUUUCUAUUUUCAUAUAGAUGGAUCUCAAAUUAUUUACGGCGUGUUUGUUGGUCGUAGUUUCCUACGCCGCAGCCAGAAGCGCACAUCGUGAGUACAUAUAUUUCCUUUAAUAAUAUAUUUGUGAGAUAUAGCAAAUUUAUAUAGACGUUGAAAGCAAGUUACAUAUAAAUAGAGGUUGUGCUAAUUCAUAUAAGGCUCUUGGUAGUAAAUUUAUCUUCAUCAUUGAGAUAAUAUAAAGAAGAAAAUGGGGGUUGUACUAGACCUAAACCAUUCUUCACGGAGACAUAAAACCCGUUAAAAAAUUUAGAAUCAAAAGUUGAUGAUAGUGUUCAUGUGUAUGAAAAAGGAACAUAAACGUUUAUUGAUCGUCUUUGUUUUGUAAAUAGGUUAAAUAGCUAAAAUCAUCUAUCGUGAUUCUCUCAGAUUACAAUAAGAAACUAUGCAUGCAAAUUGCUUCAUAUAUGUAUAGCACAAAUGCAUUCUAAAUAAGACAUCGAUCCUUGAAAAAACCCUAGAAAAUCAGCUGCUUGCAACGGAGUAAGUUAUAACAGUAAUACCUAUAUAUACAUUUGUUUAAAAAAAUUAGAAUAAAAAAGGAGCAUAUAGACUAAGUUCUUUUGAUCGUUUAUACGUGUCACAUAAAUGCAUCCUAAAUAUAAUCCUGUUAAUAUCUAGAAACUAUAAAAUCAGUUGCUUGCAACGGAGUAGGAUAUAACAAUGCAAUAAAUUAUGUACAACUUAAAGUACCAGUACCCAACACAAUGGGCCGUCUACCUUCAGACAAAAGGCGCUGAUUUGUUUUUAUAAACAGUGCAAUUUUACAGUCGUUACUAUUAUAUGAACUUGUCUUAUUGAACUGCGCCAGUUCGUUGCAAUUUAGUUAACUAAUAGUUCUGAAGAAACUGAACAGUGCUUAAAGAUAAUAUUAUACUAUACAAUAAUAUUACAAAUUCAUUAAUGUGGGAAAAAUAAUUGGAUUAUAGGAGCAGCAUGUUGCGGUCCUCCAAAUAUUCGACAUCUGGGUGAACACCAUUGUCAAAACGAAAUUUCUUACUUUCCUAAUAUUAUUUUCUUGACAGACUGAUAUUUUAUAGUUUGCGUAGAAAAUAUAUUUAUAUAAUAACUAGAGCGAAACACGCAAUUUGAUUGGUCAAUAACCGUUCAGGAUCGGUCAGACAAUCCUCCACGGAAAAUUUAACUGCCUUUGCGCGGGCUUUUAAUCAAAAUGUCGACCAAUGAAUACAUUUUAACGUGUGAAGUUAACAAUAUAUUAAACGAGAGACAAAUUAACAAAAACGUUAAUAAAGUUAUAAUAAAUUUAAAAAACGUAAACCGUUCAAAUAACGUUUAAAUAAAGUUAACGUUUUCAUAAAGUUGACCGUUGUUUCACUGUCGUUAUUUUAACAAUUACCAAAUAGUUUUCCGUGCAGGAUAGCGUCAUCCAUGCACUUGGGAUGUUGCUCAACUUUCAGUAAGGCUUUCCGAAAGUCUCGCAACAUCGUGCAUAGAUAACGCUAUCCCGCACGGAAAAUAAUUUGGUACACUUUUAAUAAAUCACUUUGCAACAUACACUUCACUUUAACCAGUUUAUCUGCUCCUUAAAACAUACUGUUAUAUCUCUAUUUUUUUCAGUAUACAAACGAGAAGCCAACCCAUGUGGCGGUGGAUGCGCAGGCACAUGUGCUCCAGCAUGUUCACACACCUGUUGUCACCCAGCACCACCACCACCUCCACCACCACUUCCACCACCACCAGUUCUUCCACCACCACCACCUGGACCUCCAGGUCUUGACGGUCCAAUGGGUCUUCCAGGUCCAAUGGGACCAGAUGGUCCAAAAGGUCCUCUUGGUAAUCCAGGUCCAGGCGGACCUGCAGGCCCACCAGGUCAAGCAGGUGCACCAGCCGGUCCAGGAGGAAGAGACGGUCCACCAGGUCCUCCCGGACCAGCAGGACAUCAAGGUCCACCAGGUGAUCCAGGUAUGUUGGGUCCACUCGGACCUCCAGGACCCCCAGGACAACCAGCACCACCUGGACCACCACCACCAUGCCCGCCAGUCUGCGCACACACCUGUAUUAGAGCUUGUCCACAACCAUGCUGUCAUGGCCGCUAG
This is a messenger RNA of Paramuricea clavata, 9064 nucleotides long. The record is from the annotation of a GenBank genome assembly. NCBI's taxonomy places the organism in Eukaryota, Metazoa, Cnidaria, Anthozoa, Malacalcyonacea, Plexauridae.